Molecule: messenger RNA, 683 nt
Organism: Drosophila grimshawi
Lineage: Eukaryota; Metazoa; Arthropoda; Insecta; Diptera; Drosophilidae
Exons: 2
Coding region: 74-457 (127 amino acids)
Source: RefSeq, a predicted model, not a curated record
GUAUCAUAGACUAGCUGUUCAUGCACAAAUAGCAAGCGGCAAAGCUUUGGUGCGAUAAAUAUAAAUAUUAAUAAUGGCAAGGCGGGUCAACAUUUUUGGGUGCUGUGCAUUUUGCGAUCGUGAGGUCGGCAGUGAUGGGCGCCCCAUCAAUAAUGUUAAUAUCCACUCGGAUGAACGUGAGUUGGACCAGCCAACAACAUCAGAUGUUAGUGUGUUGAGUGCAACUUGUUCGGAGGAUUCAACGAUUCGACUACAGGAGGAUGAUAUGGAAGUUUCGGAUUAUGAUUUGCUGAAUCCCAUUUUGGAAAUUGUCGAGAAUCAGUUUGAGCUCGGCACAAAUUCUGAAGCGGUAUUGGAGGAUGAUGCUAAGCUCGUUAUGACUGUGCUAAGGGAAGAACGGAUUCGAUAUGAAAACUAUUUGGCCGAGAACUCUGCGCAUUUGAAAACGCCGAUCUAGCGACAGAGGCAUUAGCCAAUAUUGCUCCACUGGCAACAAUACUCAAAAAACAUUUUCUCAAAUUUAACUAAAUCGUAUUCAAAAUUCCGCCACAUGCAUGGUUCUUAAAGUUAUGUUUUUUCAAGCUGGACUUUCCCUUAAAUCUUUAGACAUGUAAUCAGUGGGAAUCUUAACGAUAUUUAUUUUUGAUUUCUUAACAAAUUUUCCAAAUCAAUUUUUAAUAACA